Molecule: messenger RNA, 1083 nt
Organism: Micromonas commoda
Lineage: Eukaryota; Viridiplantae; Chlorophyta; Mamiellophyceae; Mamiellales; Mamiellaceae
Exons: 2
Coding region: 1-1083 (360 amino acids)
Molecular function (GO): D-cysteine desulfhydrase activity
Source: RefSeq, a predicted model, not a curated record
AUGAUGACGGUGGGACCGUGGUCGCCGCCCGCGUGGGCGGAUUUCCCGGGCGCACCGACACGGCGGUACAACCUCGCGCGGACCCCGACCCCCGUACACCGAUGGCACCUGCCGGGGACCCCCGACGGCUGCGAGGUGUACAUCAAACGAGACGACCUCACCGGAAUGCAGCUGUCGGGGAACAAGGUGAGGAAGCUGGAGUUCCUCCUGGCGGAGGCGAUGGACGAAGACGCGGACUGCGUCAUCACCAUCGGAGGCGUGCAGAGCAACCACUGCAGGGCCACGGCCGUCGCGGCGCGGUACCUGGGCCUCGAUUCCCACCUCAUCCUUCGAGCGCCACAAUCGAUCGCCGAAACCGGGGACCCCGGGCUCGUGGGAAACCUCCUCGUGGAACGCGCCGUGGGCGCCAACAUCCACCUGGUCACCAAGCGCGAGUACGCCGCGCACGGCAGCGUCGCGCUGGCCGAGAGCCUGCGACGCCGGCUCGAGCGCGAGGGUAAGCGCCCGUACGUCGUGCCCGUCGGCGGGAGCAACGCCAUCGGGACGUGGGGAUACGUCGACGCCAUGGCGGAACUCGCAGCGCAAAUGGGGGAGGAUCACCCGCAUCCGUUCACGGACAUCGUCUUGGCGUGCGGCAGCGGCGGGACCGCCGCGGGGGUGGCGCUGGGCGCGGCGCUUUGUCCCGAGCUGCGCAGACCAAACGUCUGGGCGUACGGCGUGUGCGACACCCCAAAGUACUUUUACGAGUACGUCGGCGGGAUCCUUCGCGACAUGGGGGCGCCCGUGAAGGACAUCGCGAAGGGCGCGGGAUACGCGAUGGCGACGGAGGAGGAGCUUGCGACGACGGCGGCAAUCGCGAGAGCCACCGGCGUGCUGCUGGAUCCCGUGUACUCGGGCAAGGCGGCGCACGGGCUGAUUCGCGAGAUGGCGCGGGAUCCCGGGGCGUGGCAGGGGCGCAGGGUGUUGUUCGUACACACCGGCGGCGCGCUCGGCGUGUACGAUAAGCUCGCGCAGCUGCAGCCGAUCAUGGAGGCGACGGCACCGUCUCGCAGGUUCGACGUCGCAGACGUGGAGACGGCGUGA